GGAAGAGACAACAUCCGGCAUGAACGAAAUCGACGGUUUACACCCGCAAUAGUUCUCAUCUUUCCUCGUUGCCGGAGGUUCCUUGUGUACUGUUGUAAAUUCUGCCCCAGCUUCAUUCUCAAGGAUCAUGACCAGCAAUAGUGUCGUAGCCUUUGCUCCGCUGCACAGACACCGGUCUGCGCGAGCACAUGCCACGACCAUGGAGUCUUCAGGACUGCUUCCACUCGUCGACAGACAACGACGAGAGGCGUUGCUGGAGCUAAAAAGCACUACCACGAGAACAACGUCGUCGGAAAGGGCAACCGGAAGCAGCACGAGUCUUACUACUGGAUACGGGUUGUCGACUCCACACCGGGGCGAAGACACGGGUUUUGAUGUUGCAACUUCCGCUGGGCUCCAAAAGAUUCUUGCCAGCGAUGCGGAGGACGACAGUGACGUUACCAACGGAGGCGUUGCAAAACGCGGUACCAUUCCCAAACUUACCAUUUCCCUAGUCAAGAGCAUUGUAGGGAGCGGUAUUCUCGCGUUGCCAGCUGGUAUUGCCGCACUCGGUGAUUCUCCCGAUGUUAUACCCGUCGCGCUCGUGGUAAUCUUACUGAUCGGAGCUAUCAACGCCUAUUUCUUCUCUCUCAUUGGCCAGGUCUGUGAGUGGACCAACGCCACUUCGUACCGCGAUGCUUGGGACCGAACCGUGGGAGCCGAGACUUCCAAUCAAGCAGCACAUCACCAAGAUGAGGACAUCAACAAACUCCUACACUCUGAUGCAAUUCAAAGGACCCCGGCCUCGUCGCAAGUCGUUGCAGUUGUCGUGGCACUCAAAACAGCUUUGGCUUGUUUGGCCUAUUCCAUGAUAUUGGCCGAUAGUUUUCACGCUCUUGGCAUCGCCGCCGGUUUGGUGGACAUGUCUCGCACUCAAGCCUUGUUAAGCAUUACCGUGGGUGCACUCCUCCCCCUGUGCUUGCUCAAGGACUUGACCGCCCUCACGCCCUUUUCGUUGUUGGGGAUUAUCGGCAUGGCCUUUACUUCUGUGACCAUUGGGAUACGCCAUCACGACGGCAGUUAUGCGUUGGAAACUGGUGCCUAUAUUGACGACUUGCCCCAAGCCUUGUUGCCCAGCUUUGGAGACUCCGGCCCGCACAUCCAAGGCGUGGUGUUGGCCUGUACACUAGCCACGGCUUUUGUAGCACAUUACAAUGCACCCCGCUUUCGCAACGAACUCGUGGAUAGCACGAGGAAACGGUUCAAUACAGUCAUCUUUGGUUCCUACGCCAUUGCCGCACUCACCUUCAUGGUUGUCGCAACGGAAGGGUUCUUGACCUUUGGUGCGUCGUCCACUGGACUCAUUUUGAACAACUACUCUCCAUUCGAUCCUCUCAUUACCGCCAGCCGUGCGGCUGUGGCCGUUUCGAUACUGUUCGCUUUUCCCUUGCCCUUUGUUGGGUUUCGAGACGGCAUGAUGGACGUGCUUCAACUUCCCGAUGCUGAUCGCGCAAACCCGACGUUACGCGUGCUGCUCAGCAUCGGAUUACUGUCCGCAGUUACACUAGCUGCGGCGAAUCUACACGAUUUAGCCUUUGUCCUUUCCGUAGGUGGUGGUAGCUUGUCCACUGCCGUUGCUUCCGUCUUUCCGACUCUCAUGUACCGGUCCGCCGUGCGACAGCGCAACAACGGGGACGUGAAUGCUUCAAUUGAUUCGCGCAUUGCACUCGCGUUGAUGUAUUUUUGCGUCACUAUCGGUAUUACUGGAGUAGGGCUAUCUGUCGCAAAGGCGUUGCAUCUAUAG
Molecule: messenger RNA, 1783 nt
Organism: Phaeodactylum tricornutum CCAP 1055/1
Lineage: Eukaryota; Bacillariophyta; Bacillariophyceae; Surirellales; Neidiaceae
Exons: 1
Coding region: 128-1783 (551 amino acids)
Biological process (GO): amino acid transmembrane transport
Molecular function (GO): amino acid transmembrane transporter activity
Source: RefSeq, a predicted model, not a curated record